Molecule: messenger RNA, 1617 nt
Organism: Zasmidium cellare ATCC 36951
Lineage: Eukaryota; Fungi; Ascomycota; Dothideomycetes; Mycosphaerellales; Mycosphaerellaceae
Exons: 5
Coding region: 1-1617 (538 amino acids)
Biological process (GO): fatty-acyl-CoA biosynthetic process; fatty acid beta-oxidation using acyl-CoA dehydrogenase
Cellular component (GO): mitochondrial inner membrane
Molecular function (GO): glutaryl-CoA dehydrogenase activity; fatty-acyl-CoA binding; flavin adenine dinucleotide binding
Source: RefSeq, a predicted model, not a curated record
AUGUUCAAGUCAGUCGCUAGCCGCGCCGCACGGCAAUUCGUCCAGCCAGCAUGCGUUGGCCGUCGCUAUGCCUCCGGAACUUCAGCAGCUUUCGAUUGGAAGGACCCGUUAGGGAGCAAUAACCUGUACACCGAAGAGGAACUGGCGAUUGCAGAGACUGCGGAAUCAUACUGUCAAGAGCGAAUGCUGCCUAGGGUACUUGAGGCCUUUCGAAAUGAAGACUAUGACAAGAAGAUCCUUGAAGAGAUGGGAGAGCUAGGUCUACUCGGUGCAACAAUUCAAGGCUACGGCUGUGCAGGUGUAUCAUCUGUAGCUUCAGGAUUGAUCACGCGAGCUGUCGAGCGAGUGGACUCCGGAUACAGAUCAGGCAUGAGCGUGCAGUCGUCGCUGGCAAUGGGUGGCAUUGAAGAGUUCGGCACACAAGAGCAAAAGGACAAGUUCCUGCCAGGUAUGGCAAAGGGCAAGAUUCUGGGAUGCUUUGGCUUGACAGAACCCAACCACGGCUCUGACCCAGGAAGCAUGGAGAGUGUUGCGAAACCACACCCAAGCAAGAAGGGAUACUACAGCUUGUCGGGAUCGAAAACUUGGAUCACGAACUCACCCAUUGCCGAUGUCUUCCUCGUCUGGGCGAAGCUGCAAGAAACUGGAAAGAUUCGCGGAUUCCUCCUUGAACGAUCAGAAUGCCCACCCGGCACUCUCGAAACUCCCAAACUUGGACACAAGAACGGACUUCGAGCCUCCAUCACCGGCAUGAUCCAAAUGGACGAGGUACCAGUCGCAAAAGAGAUGAUGUUCCCUGAAGUCGAAGGUCUUCGAGGUCCAUUCUCUUGCCUCAACAGCGCUCGCUACGGUAUCGCUUGGGGUGUCAUGGGUGCUCUUGAAGACGCCAUUGCCAGAGCGCGAGAGUACUCCUUGGAGCGGAAGCAGUUCAAGGGGAACCCAAUCGCCAAAUACCAGCUCGUUCAGAAGAAGCUCGCGGACGCCACCACCGACGCAGCAUACGGAAUUCUCGCGGCAUACCAAGUUGGCAGAUUAAAGGACGAGGGCAAGGCAGCACCUGAGAUGAUCUCCAUGAUCAAGCGACAAAACUGUGACCGAGCUCUCAUCGGUGCAAGGAACCUGCAAGAGAUCUUUGGUGGCAACGCCGCAAGUGAUGAGUACCACAUUGGCCGACACGUAUCGAAUCUCUUCGUCACACAGACCUACGAAGGCCAGAGUGACAUUCAUUCUCUCAUCCUUGGACGAGCCAUCACCGGUAUCCAGUUCCACUGGCAAGCGACCAUCAUGGGACCCGGCGACUCUCCAUACUCCGGCGGUGUCUUCUUCCUCGCAAUCCACUUCCCAACAGACUACCCCUUCAAGCCGCCAAAGGUCAACUUCACCACCCGCAUCUACCACCCCAACAUCAACAGCAACGGCAGCAUCUGUCUGGACAUUCUGAGGGACCAGUGGAGCCCUGCUCUCACCAUCUCGAAAGUCCUCCUCUCCAUCUGCUCCAUGCUCACCGACCCCAACCCGGACGACCCGCUUGUGCCCGAGAUUGCACACGUCUACAAGACCGACCGCUCCCGAUACGAGGCCACCGCGCGAGAGUGGACCCGAAAGUACGCCAUCUAG